Cercopithifilaria johnstoni is the source of this 441-nucleotide messenger RNA. The record is from the annotation of a GenBank genome assembly. Lineage: Eukaryota; Metazoa; Nematoda; Chromadorea; Rhabditida; Onchocercidae.
AUGAUUAUUUUUCUCAUUUCUCUUGUUUUUACGCUUGAUUUGGAAUUUAAACGCAAUUGGAUAUUGAUUGUACCGAACACUUUGCAUUCAAUGCCAUUGGAAAAUAUUCCGGAUGUGGAUAUAGAUCCAGAAGGUUUAUUUAAAUACAUAAUGAUCAAGAUCACCUCAAAAUCAACAGGUGACGAGAAAUUGAUUAUUCGAGGCUAUAAACAUUGUAAAUGGCAUAAAAAUAUUUUCAAAGAAGCUGAAAAGAAAAUAGGCACUUCCUUCUCAUUGAAAUGCGUUGGCGGUGGACGCAUAAAUCACGAACCUCAAAAGAAAAGCCUUUUUAUUUACGGUUACUCACAGAGGUAUGGUCCGGCAAAACAUGAACAAGCGGUCAAUUUAUUGCAAAAGAAAUAUCCCGAAUAUAAAAUUACGUAUUCAUACGAUGGUUACUGA